Strongyloides ratti is the source of this 1431-nucleotide messenger RNA. RefSeq names its product Zinc finger, LIM-type domain and PET domain-containing protein. The coding region runs from base 1 to 1431 and encodes 476 amino acids. Lineage: Eukaryota; Metazoa; Nematoda; Chromadorea; Rhabditida; Strongyloididae. Gene Ontology annotation, molecular function: zinc ion binding. The record is from RefSeq and is a predicted model, not a curated record. The transcript is spliced from 4 exons.
AUGAUUGGUACGCAAAUUAAUAUGCUAAAUCCAUACUUGGAAAAACUAGAAAUAAGGCCUAAACAUAUAAUUGCUCACGAGUAUGGUGCUGGAUCAAGAUGUCUAAACUGUAAUUGCCCAGGACUUGAUCUUCAUUUUUGGAGAAAAAUAUGUAAAACAUGUAGUUGUAGAAUGGAUGAACAUGAUGUUGUUAUGCCAUCAAAUUUUGAUCAUGGUGCACAUAUCAAGAAACUUUUAAUUGACCAGUCCAAUUCACAACCAUCAAGAGAUAGUGAAAAUUUUAUAAAUUUAAGAAAAAAAAUUGGUACAGCAAUAUUUCAUAAAAAAGAACAUUCAUUGGAUAAUAGUAGUACUAAUACUUCAAUUCCACCAACACCUAUAAAUUUAAAUAAUUCAAGAGAUACUCAUAAAGAAUCUCUUUAUGGUAAAAUAAAAAAAAAUAAUGUUAACAUAAUAAAUGAUAGUAUCUCUAAAGAUAAAUUCAAAAAAAAUAAUGAGUGUACUAAUAAUGAAAAUGAUAGGCAAAUUCCUGAAUAUACAUGGCUUCCACAGGGUGUAGCAGAACAUGUUAUUCUUGAAUAUAUGAAUUCAAUACCAGAAAAUGAUAGACCAUUAAUUGGAACAGAAGGUGAACAAGUUAGAAGAACAAAAUUAGCUUACCAAUUGCCAUAUCAUGAUUCAGAUUCAUCUGCUUGUAAAUCGUUACAAAAGAAUGAAGAUAUUGAAUUGCACAAAAAAUUUGUUGAAAAAAUAAAAAAGAAUGUCGUUGGUGUUGGAGAAAUUAUUGAUAGAAGAGAGUUUAAAAAUUGUAGUAGUCAAACACCAAAUGACGUAUCAUGUCAGACUAAUACUUAUCAAAAUGUUGAAUGUUAUAAUUGUAAUAAUAAUCUCCAUAAUACAAAUGUUAUUGUUGAUACUUCAAAAGGUCCUGGUAAAGACAUUUUUCAUCCAAAAUGUUUUAGAUGUGAAGUUUGUAAUCAAUUACUUGUUGACUUACUAUAUUUUUACCAUAAUGAUAAAUAUUAUUGUGGAAGACAUUAUGGUGAACAAAUAUAUUCAAGAUGUUUUGGUUGUGAUGAGUUAAUUUUCCAAAAUGAAUAUACAUUUGCUGAAGGAAAAAAUUGGCAUAUUGAACAUUUUUGUUGUUUUAGUUGUGAUAUGUCACUAGGUGGUCACAAAUAUUGUGUCAAAGAUGAGAAACCAUAUUGUAUUACAUGUUAUAUGAAUAAAUUUGCAAAGAAAUGUGAAACAUGCAAUCAAAAAAUUCCACCAGACCAGGAGAGGUUAACACAUAGUGAUUUAAAUUGGCACGCAACACCAGAAUGUUUCAAAUGUUUUACUUGUAAAAAAUCAUUAAAAAAUUCACCAUUUAUGUUAAAAACUAACAAAUUAUUUUGUUCAGGAAAUUGCCGUAAUGCUUACAAAGAAUAG